Molecule: messenger RNA, 472 nt
Organism: Gracilinanus agilis (Agile Gracile Mouse Opossum)
Lineage: Eukaryota; Metazoa; Chordata; Mammalia; Didelphimorphia; Didelphidae
Gene: PDE6H
Product: phosphodiesterase 6H
Exons: 4
Coding region: 155-406 (83 amino acids)
Biological process (GO): positive regulation of epidermal growth factor receptor signaling pathway; visual perception; positive regulation of G protein-coupled receptor signaling pathway
Cellular component (GO): photoreceptor outer segment membrane
Molecular function (GO): 3',5'-cyclic-nucleotide phosphodiesterase activity; cGMP binding
Source: RefSeq, a predicted model, not a curated record
CAGCAAGCAUGAGGGUAUUUCAAUCGGAUGAAGCUGGACUCAAAUAGCCUUUUCACAUUCAGAGGGAAGAAGCAAUCAGAAGACUUCCAGGAACACCAUUUAGCACUGUUAAGACACUGGAAAGGGAUACGUCACCACCUCCAGGAACCUGAAAAUGAAUGACAACAACAAGUUGGCUCCUCCAGUCUCAGGCCAAGGUCCCACCACUCCACGCAAGGCACCCCCUAAAUUUAAGCAGAGACAAACUCGACAAUUCAAGAGCAAGCCUCCUAAGAAAGGUGUAAAAGGGUUUGGAGAUGACAUCCCAGGCAUGGAGGGUCUUGGAACAGAUAUUACGGUCAUUUGUCCCUGGGAAGCCUUCAGUCACCUGGAAUUACAUGAGCUGGCCCAAUUUGGCAUCAUCUAAGAGAAGAAAGUAGCUGUCAACCAUCCCCAACAUUUCUUGUACCUAGAAUGAUUGUGUGACCUUGCC